GCAGGAUUUAUGACAAUAGCUAGAAGCUAGGUCAAAUUCAGGCGCUGUCUGUAGAAUUAUUGCCCGGGAGAUUUCCGUUUUUCUUCAAAAUGUUUGAAAAUUCAGUGAAAAGUGUAAUCAUAUUCAAUUAUACACUUACCUUUGUUAGAGCGUUUAAUAAUUUUAUUAUACGAGAGAGAAUUAUACGAGAGCGCUGGUUUGUCUCGAACCUGUUAUAUAAAGGGAACUAAGAUACUUCACUCUGUCAGAACCCAAGUAUCAUGGACUCACGAAGCAACGAUAUUGGCAACCGGGAGGUUUUAGGUUCGAGUCCUGACGCUGGCAGGAUUUUCGACAAUAUUGUGCGAUUUUUGUAACUUUGCGCCUCAAGGCCCACCUUCACGGUGGCAUCAUAGAUUAAUACAUUUAUUUUAUUCAUCCAUGGCAUCAUGUCUGCAUUUCGCGUCUUUCUCAACGUGCCGCUAGAGAUCGCGUAAUCGCGACUGUAUCAAGCCACGGCCACGUGUAGAGUCGGCUGUGCUCUACUUCAAUCGGGCAAUAUCGUGCUUUUCGAUUUCCGUGCAAUUUUCAACCGAUUAUCGAUAUUUGCUUAACAAGGUUGGUUUAAGUUAAACUGAAAAGCCGCUGUUAUCGGCUGUUAUGUCGUGUAAUCAAGACCCAAUAUCUAGCAUUAUUAAGUGUGUUUAUUUCGCUGCAGAAAAACAUAAAAACCAACGAAGAAAAGAUCCCGAAAAAACUCCGUAUAUCAAUCAUCCCAUUGGAGUGGCAAACAUACUUGUGGAAGAAGCAAAAGUGAAUGAUAUUAAUAUUAUUUUAGCUGCUUUGUUGCAUGACACAGUUGAAGAUACUGACACUUCUUUCUCAGAAAUUGAAGAAAAUUUUGGACCUGUUGUGAGGAAAAUUGUUGAAGAAGUUACAGAUGAUAAAUCUCUUCCCAAAGAAGAGAGAAAAAGACUUCAAAUUGUGCAUGCUAUUGAAUCCAGCCCACAAGCAAAAUUGGUUAAGUUGGCUGAUAAGCUCUUCAAUUUGCGUGAUUUGAAUAGAGCAACACCAGAAGGAUGGAAUGAAGAAAGAGUGCAUGAAUAUUUUGUGUGGGCCAAAAAAGUUGUUGUUGGCCUGAAAGGAACAAAUACAUAUUUAGAAAAAGAAUUGGAUAGUUUAUUUCAGUUGAGAAGUGUUUAGUUAUCUUCACAGUUUAGUUUGAUAAAGAUGUUACAGAAUGCCUUUAUUGAAAGAGAUAACAACUCCUGUAUGAAAUGUCAAUUCAAUUUUACUUUCUUUCAAUUCUUCUUAAAGUAAAUUACUAAUUGGUCAAGAUGUCUAAAAGUUAAAUGUUAUGUAAAAUAAAUUACCAGAAUUAUUCAUAAAAUAGUGAAUCACAUUUUUUACAUAAAAUCAUUAUUCCUUAUUAAUAUUCUACAAAUCAAUUGAUGUUUUGUGGCAUUAGUAUAACAGGUGUGUAAGGAUUUUGAAGAAAAAUCAGUGAAGUGCAUGUUUGGGCACUAGGUACUGUUACAGGUAAAAUAUCACUUGGUUGAUAUCCAUUAACUGAAAGUUUGUUUCUAGUAGUUUCUAAUGGAAGAAAGAUAUUCUAAAUGGUAUUGUUUCCAGUGAUGCUUUAUAUACUGUUAGAACCUUGGAGUUUAACCUACUAUGAUUUCACGAUUUAGAAACAUGAACACUCACUAUCUUUCAGCUACAAAACUUGGUAUAAGGAAGAGUGAAGGAAAAUGAGAUAACCAACCAUUUACUUCCCAGUCCUAGGGUUGUACUUUGUAAGAUAUUGAUAUUACACGUACUGAUUUUAUAUUAUCAAUGUAGAUAAUCAUUAGAUGUCUCUCCAAGAGCUCAAGACCAAUUUGAGCCACCUCAAAAAACUAGUGAAGUACAGAAAGCAACAGCAAAACAUAUCAAGGGUUUUUUCCUCUGUACGUUACCCAUUACACUAGAAAAGUCAAACAUAACUAAAUAUUUAGCUCCAUAUCUUACCAUAAAGAAAAAUGUUUACGUUCAUUGUGAGGAAAGUUAAGUAAAAGAUACUGAAUAGGAGGUGAAAACUGCAGAAAGAUAUGACUCUAAGAAUUUUCAUAUAUACAACCUCACAUUCAUUUUGUCUUAAAGAAAAAUUUAAAAUUCCAAGAUAACAUUAACUUUCAUAUUAUUUUUAUCUACUUAUUAAAAUAUCAAAUUUACUAAAAGCAGAUUGUUUUCUACUUGUAAACAUUCUUGUUUGCUUCUUAAUUUGAUCAUAAUUUAAUACAGUCAUCAUUUGGAUACUAUGAUUGAAGGAAAAUAGGUAGGCUACUGCUUAUUCUCUUGUACUGUAUAAUGCAAAGUAGUCAAUUUUCAGAAGUUUAAAUAUUUAUAAUCUGAAAGUAAUUUGCAAAACAAUAAUUUAUGUAUAAAGAUUGCCAAGUCGAGAAAAGCAAACUAAUGUGAUUAAUAUUAUUAAUAAUAGAGUUUCUAAUUUCAGGUUCAUAUUUAAAUUCAAUUAUUUCAGAAAGUGAAAACUGGUACUUGGCUUCAUUUUCCUCAGAGUCCCACAGUUGUCAUUUUUAAGCUUUUUAAUCUUAACAAUUUUGUUACAUUGUAAUUUUUGCAGAAAAUCCACUGAAUUUUAAUCGUUAAAAAUGCAGAAUCUCAACACAAAUAAUUUAUUCCCCUGGAUGUUGGCAAUAUUUAUUAGUUGUUAUUUUAGCUUCAUAAACAAUAAUUGUUAAAGAAUGUUUUAAAAACACAAUAAUUGUUUCAUUUAUUGCUUUACUAGUUUGACAUUGCCAGG
Gryllus bimaculatus (two-spotted cricket) is the source of this 2782-nucleotide messenger RNA. NCBI's taxonomy places the organism in Eukaryota, Metazoa, Arthropoda, Insecta, Orthoptera, Gryllidae. The record is from the annotation of a GenBank genome assembly.